AUGUACUACCUUAACGGAUCACGUGUGUGUAUGACAGGAUGUCCCAAAGGCUAUUUCGAAGGUUAUAAUAGGUUGUGUGUGGAGUGCCACCAUGAUUGCGACGUCUGUUUUGGACCGUCCAAUACGGACUGCUCGUCUUGUCGCUUUACUCGUCUGGGACGGUCCUGUGUUUCAAAAUGCCCCGUGGGUUAUGUUCGUGACACAUCUGCCACCUGCAUCAAGCCUGACAACUGUCCAGGUUACGUCUUCAAGUCCUCUUGUGUUGAUCAAUGUCCGUCUGGUUUCUAUCCCGCCAACGCUUCUCAUUUGCCGUUUUGUAAGACGUGCAACUCUCAGUGUAAAACGUGUUAUGGACCUGGAACUCACCGCUGCCAUGCGUGUGCGAAAUUCCGGUAUGAUGGCCAUUGUGUAUCAGUUUGUCCAAUGGAAGCACCUGUCAUAUAUAACCAAAAUUGCCUGACUGAAUGUCAAUCCAGUAAUAAUUGUAAGACUGUGUGUGGUGAUCAAUUCGUCUGGAACAGAAAAUGCGUAAAGCAGUGCCCCUCUUCGGAGCCCUAUUCUCUACACGGGAUAUGCGUGACUAAAUGCCCGAAACUCCGCUUCGAAAGGAAAUGCCUGGAAAUAUGCCCCAAAUCUUUGGUAGAGUAUAACGGUGAAUGUAUGAAGACAUGUCCUUCAGGAUACUUCACUGACAAAGCGACUUGUGUGAAGAAAUGCAAACACCUUUCCUUUGGGAUGUCAUGCAGGGACAAAUGUCCACAUAAAGUACCACACGUUAGCGGUAAAUGCGUGUAUCAGUGUCCGGAAACACUCUAUUUCAUAAAUCCCGUGAACAGGCAAUGUACAUCGCAUUGUCCGUAUGUGGUUUUCCAGAACCAAUGCUUGCUCCAUUGUCCUCACGGUUACUUCUGGUCGGGUCAGGUCUGCAUUUUCUGCGAUAAAAUGUGUAGUGGUUGCCAGGGGCCUGUGCCUAAAAACUGCAACACCUGUAGACAUGUUGGUAACAAUGGCGUCUGCGUGCGAGACUGUCCCGAUUACACUGCCAAUAAGACAUGUGUAGCCAAAUGCCCACCGGGAACAUUUGUGGCGGGGCAAAGAAAGACGUGCUUGACGUCCUGUCCAAAUGACUUGCCAUUUUCUUUUCUUCAAGAAUGUUUAGCGUCGUGCCCAGAAAGUUCACCUUACCACGAGGAUGGAAAUCAAGCCUGUCUUGGGGAGUGUCCCAGGGAAACAGUGCACCUCCCGGGACAGACUCUUUGUCUGAGCAGAUGUCCUGAAAAUAUUCCAAUGACAGCGAACCAUCUGUGUGUUAAGGAAUGUCCGCCAGAUCGAAAUUUCACCUAUCAGAAACAAUGUUUACCGAAAUGUCCCCAGUCGACUGUCUUUGAGGCCGACAAGAAUAGUUGUGUCCAUUGUAAUCAGAAGACUUGUGUCUCUAAGUGUCCUUUCUUCACAGUGGAAUUCAGUGGAGAGUGCGUGCGUAAUGAUGGUAUCGUGGGCAUGUGGUUCGUAGUUAUAGUAUCCGGGCUGUUCGCACUUAUUCUGUACAUAAUCGUCUGUCACCCGUCCCGAAAAGGUGUCAAGAGGAACGGACCACCGCUUGUUCAGGAUGAAGAAGAAGCCGGGAAUAAUGUCAUUAAUGACAUUUCUGAGGACACACAUCCAUCGGCUGACGACAGAAGGCCUGUAUUGGCACAUGCAACUCAGGAGAGCAGGAUACAGUCAAGACCCAACCGAACCAGUCAGGGAAUAUCCCGGAUAAAUGAAAUGGAGGAAGUCUGCCAUGAAGAUAUGAUCUGCCAGCCUUCAGCCGAUGAGCGUACUUGCUCAGAUGAUAGGGUUGACAUGAAUGACCUUCGUUUCCAGUCCGCCAGUACGUUUCCAUCGAAUGACUGUACCGAUGUGGUUCACGGAACCGCUGACGCCCUUAUCUAUGGUGCUCCUCGCUUAACAGCCCUUCCGUCAGUGUCAGAACGAGUAAGUCCUUGCAACUCAACCAGUUCUGAAACACACGAAGACCGGAUAUCGGUGAUCGGGCAUAAUGCGGGUCGAUCUCUUAUUCCGAGGCUAUCUCAGAAUAACACCGUGGCCAAACCGAAGUUGGAGACUUCUAUCUGCAACAGAAAACUUGAAUCAUUUGCUACUAAUCCCAUGUACACAGGGUGCACUGAAGCUACCAGGGACAGGAUUUGUGAAAGUAGUUUUAUGUUUCUCCCCGACGAUAUUUCUCGUUCCCAGUCUGACAAAUACAGCCUAGACGACUCCAUAUUGACCACAAACAAUAACACAACAGCGGCAGACAACACAUCACUAGGCCCCUUGGAUUGUACUACAAAUCGACGCUUAAUUUGCAAAGGUUGUAUGAAAGGGAGCGCUGAAGGCGACAGCCCCGUCAGCGGUAACGAGAAUAACCAAAAGUUUGGUCAGGGCCCGUGUCCAUGUAAGAUGCAUGUGGUUUACAACACUGAAGACAUCAUGGAUCUUGUAAACACGGUUCCCCCUGAUCCGACGGGUGAGUCUUUACAGAAUAUUAAUAACAGUGAAGAAACUUUGCUGAAGCAUGUGUAA
This is a messenger RNA of Liolophura sinensis, 2568 nucleotides long. Its product is annotated as proprotein convertase subtilisin/kexin type 5-like. Lineage: Eukaryota; Metazoa; Mollusca; Polyplacophora; Chitonida; Chitonidae. The transcript has 2 exons. Bases 1 to 2568 code for a protein of 855 amino acids. The record is from RefSeq and is a predicted model, not a curated record.